CUUCACCUUUGCCAUCACACUUUCCAUCUUCCAUUCCAACAAUAUAUCCAUUGCAUACACUUUUCUACUUUCAUUCACUCAUAAUUACAACAUCCAAUUGCCCACCAUGGAUGCACACCCUACCCAUCCCACCCCAGAUGCAGAGAAGCAGACUCUCCCAACACCCUGCGAUGACAUGGACAAGAAGAUAUCGGCAUUCAAGUCUCUUGGAUUGCUUGAUCGCUUCCUGGCCGUAUGGAUCUUUCUCUCCAUGGUUAUCGGCAUCCUGCUCGGCAACUUUGUCCCCAACAUUACAGAGGCCUUUCAAAAGGGCGAGUUUGUCGGCGUCUCGGUGCCCAUUGCCAUUGGUCUGCUCGUCAUGAUGUAUCCUAUUCUCUGCCAAGUAAAAUAUGAGACGCUGCACAACCUGGUCCGCGACAAGAAUCUCUGGAAGCAAAUCGGCUUCAGCGUCGUUGUCAACUGGCUUGUAGCGCCCUUCUUCAUGCUGGCUUUGUCGUGGGUCUUUCUUCCUGAUCAGCCUGACCUCCGCACUGGCCUUAUUCUCGUUGGUCUCGGCCGUUGCAUCGCCAUGGUGCUCAUCUGGAACGGCCUCGCAGGCGGCGACGCAGAAUACUGCGCCAUCCUGGUUGCCAUCAACUCCAUCCUGCAAAUGGUACUCUUUGCUCCUAUGGCCAUCUUCUUCAUCAGUGUCAUUAGCCACAACGGCAGCACACUCAUUAACAAGCUAUCUUAUGGCGUUGUUGCCCAGAGCGUCGGUGUCUUCCUUGGCCUUCCCCUUGGAGCUGCCAUUGUGACUCGCUUCGGCAUCCGCAAGCUAUUCGGACAUGAAUGGUAUGAGGGCACCUUUAUCCGCUUCCUAGCUCCCUGGUCGCUCAUUGGCCUGCUCUACACCAUCAUUGUCCUCUUCGCCUCGCAGGGCAAGCAUGUUGUGCGCCAGAUCGUUUCGGUCAUCCGUGUGGCCGCACCCAUGAUUGUCUACUUCAUCGUCAUCUUCUUCGUUACUUUAUGGAUUACGCGCAGGCUGGGCUUUGGCUACAAACAUGGCUGCACGCAAAGCUUCACCGCAGCCAGCAACAACUUUGAGCUCGCCAUUGCUGUGGCCGUCGCCACCUUUGGCCCGGACAGUGAUGAAGCCCUUGCCGCUACGGUUGGGCCAUUGAUUGAAGUUCCCGUGCUAAUUGCAUUGGUAUAUUUAAUCAAGUAUCUCGGCAAGCGUUGGCAGUGGAAAGAAUAGUGAGUGUGGCAAAAUCAAUAAAGUAUUGUCUGCCACCAACGAAUAUAUAUCCGUUGUGGGAAUAAUAGUAGUAAUAGAGGUAAUAAUAAUAUACAAUAAACAUAAAAAAAGAAAUAGGAUCAUCCUGUAUGACUUUUUGUUUCCACUUGCGCCCCCCUCCUUCUUCUCCGAAGAAAAAUGAUGAAACAAAAAACAAUCCUGUUCGCUUUUUUGGGACCUUGGAACCAUUCGUCAGGUCGUCAUCAUCGUCUGCUCGCUCCUCACAAAUAUGCUUCGUUACAUGUGUCGUCAAAACUUGAGCAAAAUGAUGCGCUAAAUCACAAAUACAGCGGUAGACGUCAUCAUCUUCCUCCUUCUACUUCGCGUAUCCAAACAAAUGCUGAUGCAAUGCGUGCUCUCCGUACACCUUUUUUUGAUAAGGCCUGCUCUCUGUGGAGCGGCGCGGCAGCCUGCGUGCGUGCGUGCUUGCUGUACAUGUUUGACCUUUAUGUCAGCGGCGGACAAAACCUGCCCCCGAAUGAAAGGGCCCAGUUUUGGUUUGAAAAUUGGAGAGUGGCUUUGCACUCUCACUAUUCAUGGCCUCGUUACUCAUGCUGGGCCAUGGCCGUCCAUAAUCUGGAACAAGAGAGUGUUUUUGACCAGACACUCACAUUCCUGUUUGCACCCCAUCUUGGCCUUGUACUGAUCCGUGGUUCCAGUGCCCUGCAUUUGGGCAAUAAUCUGGGCAGCAGUAUUACAAGACAUGAGCAGGGGCGAGCUAGGCGGCUGAUGGCGCAUGUGAGGGUCGUCAUGGUGGUGCUGGGAUGGGGUGGUGGGCAUAGUGACAGUCCGAGAGCUAUGGGGGCUGGCAAUGUUGGAGUCGACAGAUCCAGACGAUCUUUGCCCGCUCGCAGAGCUUUCACUGACACUGGCAUCCGCAAGAACGGCCAGCUUAUCGACUAGAUCGCGGUGGUGUCUGCUAGACGGCGCUCCCAGCCACUGACCCUGAACAUCGGGCUUGUGCUCGUCGUCAGAUCGCGAGAGAUCGUCUGCAUAUUGGUCCUCGUGCUGGAACGACUCGAGAAAGUUGCUAAUCUCCAUUGGGCUUACACCUUGGCGCUGCAGCAGCAUCUUGAGACGGGAGUUUUCCAUAGCAACAGUGCGUGCUGCCUGCUGCAUCUCCAGUGUUGCUUCGACACCACGGCGCUCCAAUUCGGCCAGACGCUUCUCCAUGCCCUCGACAUAUUCCUUGCGACGUGCACGGGAGCGACGCUGGUUUUCUCUGAUUCGGGCAGCCGCCGGGUUUGUCGAGGCAGACGAUUCCUUGGUCGGAGCGGGCAUAGUUUUUUUGCUUUUUUGUUUGUAUAACGGUAUAGGUGGUGUUUUGACAGGAAAAAGAGUUGUAGCAAUUGGCCGUGAUUAAUUUUUUAAGAAUAUCGAUAUUCGCCUACGAAUCCAUUCAGAGUCUUCUCACGCGAUUUUAUCAAUCAGGCGGGUGUAAAUUGGGUGUUUGUCGGCGGUGGCAGGCAGUGUUGCAACCGCACAAAAUGGGCAGCGAGAAAAGUCUGAAGACAUCUCCGUGGUGGG
Messenger RNA from [Torrubiella] hemipterigena, 2800 nucleotides. The record is from the annotation of a GenBank genome assembly. NCBI's taxonomy places the organism in Eukaryota, Fungi, Ascomycota, Sordariomycetes, Hypocreales, Clavicipitaceae.